This is a messenger RNA of Cydia pomonella (codling moth), 1842 nucleotides long. RefSeq names its product calcium-binding mitochondrial carrier protein SCaMC-2 (gene SCaMC). Lineage: Eukaryota; Metazoa; Arthropoda; Insecta; Lepidoptera; Tortricidae. The transcript has 7 exons. Bases 213 to 1628 code for a protein of 471 amino acids. Gene Ontology annotation, molecular function: ATP transmembrane transporter activity; calcium ion binding. Gene Ontology annotation, biological process: transmembrane transport. The record is from RefSeq and is a predicted model, not a curated record.
AAAUUUAGUAGUGUGUGUGGGUGCGCAGUGCAGUCCUUCCGUCUAGCUGUCAACGGUUCGCUGUUGUCGGAAAGCGAGUGCGAAUCUUCCAAAAAUGAUUUAUAAUUUAUUAAUUUUCUCUUAACCUAGAGUUAUGUAUGACUAUACCAAUACCUCCGAAGAUAUAUCACUAUCUUGUUGUUUAACAAGUACUUACGCAGACGAUAGACACUAUGCAGUGUCAUCCACCGUUGGAAUUAGAGGAAUUACCAAAAGAAGACGAAGAAAGACUAGAAAAAGUGUUCGCUAAAUUAGACAUCGACGGAAAUGGGAAGAUCGACAUCCAUGACCUGUCGGUCGCGCUCAAGGAGCUGGCUCCACACAUUAACCGAAGUUAUGCAGAGAAAUUCCUGGCAAAGUCCGGCGGCAAGGAUGCCGGCGACAUCACGCUCUCUGAGUUCAUACACUACGUGCGCGAGCACGAGAAGAACCUGCGGCUGCAGUUCUCCCAUCUCGACAAGAACCAAGAUGGGAAAGUGGACCUGGAGGAGCUCAUAUCUGCAUUUGCCGAUCUCGGGAUAGCCGUCGGAAGGAACGAAGCCACCAACCUGCUAAAAAGGAUGGACCAGGACGGCAGUCUGAAUAUCAGCUACGACGAAUGGCGGGACUACUUGCUGCUGGCUCCGGCCACCGACAUCCACGCCUUGAUCAACUUCUGGAGGCAUUCUACUUAUCUGGACAUCGGGGAGGACAUGAACGUACCCGACGACUUCACACAAAGCGAACUCCAGACGGGCAAGUGGUGGCGCCAUCUGCUGGCGGGUGGCAUCGCCGGAGCGUUCAGUCGGACCUGUACGGCGCCUCUGGACCGACUUAAAGUUUUCCUGCAGGUGAAUCCAACAAGAGAAGGCAUGAGCAAGUGCUUAGCGCGAAUGAUAAGCGAGGGCGGCAUCACCGGUCUUUGGCGGGGAAACGGCAUCAACGUCAUUAAAAUAGCGCCAGAAUCCGCAAUCAAGUUCGCCGCCUACGAGCAAGUCAAGCGUCUAAUACUCGGCGACAGAAAGAACCAGCCUCUAGAGAUAUAUGAGCGAUUCGCCGCCGGCGCUACAGCCGGGGCAAUCAGCCAAACAGUCAUUUACCCACUAGAGGUCCUCAAAACGCGACUAGCGCUGAGAAAAACCGGCCAGUACAGCGGCAUUAUGGACGCCGCGCGCAAAAUAUACGCUCGCGAGGGGCUCAGAUGCUUCUAUAAAGGCUACAUUCCAAAUAUCCUGGGGAUCGUGCCGUACGCCGGGAUAGACUUGGCGGUCUACGAGACGUUGAAGAAGAAGUACAUAAAUAAGUAUCAUCACAACGGGCAGCCGGGAAUGCUGCUGUUGCUGGCGUGCGGCAGUGCGUCGUGCACGCUGGGGCAGGUGUGCUCGUACCCCCUGGCGCUCGUGAGGACUAGGUUGCAGGCGCAAGAAAAAGCAGCAAAAGUAGCCGAAGGCACGAUGCGCGGCGUGUUCAAAGACAUCGUCCAACGGGAAGGCGUCCGCGGGCUGUACCGCGGUAUCACCCCUAACUUCAUCAAGGUCAUCCCAGCCGUCUCCAUCUCCUACGUCGUUUACGAGUACGCCAGUCGAUCCCUAGGCGUCAAUAUGACGUGAUCACGCAUGGAACGUUAUUAUUGAGUUAUCACUUAAGCAUAUUAGCAAAUUUUGCAUUUGAUUGUAUAUAGCUGUAUGUAAGUCUUAUUUAUUCUAUGUAUGUGACAUAUUCCAUUUUUGAGUACGCAUCGUGCUAUGAUGAGUUAAUGAUUGCAUUUUGUCCGGCCCGGUUGGGUAGCAUCUGUGAUUAUAAUAAAUAACGUAAUUUUUUUUA